This is a messenger RNA of Procambarus clarkii (red swamp crayfish), 795 nucleotides long. The record is from RefSeq and is a predicted model, not a curated record. Lineage: Eukaryota; Metazoa; Arthropoda; Malacostraca; Decapoda; Cambaridae.
AUGCCACCUACACCAUACCCCAACCUCAGGCAACCCAAUCCCACCCUCAUCCCCCACCCCAACCCCGGGCCACCCAAUACAUACUCCAACCCUAAGCCACUCACACCAUACCCCAACCUCAGACAACCCAACGCCAACCUCAACCCCUACCCCAACCCCAGAACACCUAAUGCCUUUCCCAACCCCAACCCCUACCCCAGACCACCCCAUACCAAUUUCAACUCCAGGUGCCUCAACCCCAGCCUCAAUCCCUAUACCAACCCCAAGGGCCACCCACUUCCAGUAACCUCGCUUCAGACACCGGUAAUUAUGAGUCUGAUUCCUAAGAUGACUCUGCCGACACUCAGAGGUACGGAGUUGCCGUCCAACAAGAUGGAACGCAACCGCCGGGUGGAGGACUGGCUGUGGAAGAUUAGUGCGAUGCUGGGGGCUGUCCCAAAUGAUGGUCUGAAAAUUACUCUCGCCUUGGGGGUUUGCGUGGACGUAGCCGGCGCACUGGCGAGGUUGAAAGAGUUUCGACACCUGUCGACAUUGCCUCAAUUUGUCCAGGCGAUUAGGGACAGGUAUAAGGAGAAAGUGUCGGCAGAUGAAGCUCAGGUAUACCUUCAGUCACAUAAGAGGGACGACUGCAGUACAAUAAAGGAUUUCGGGACGUUGAUAAUGAGUUGGGUUGACGACCUUACCCAGGAGCUGGGGUACGAUGAGAGUCUGGCAGAACGAUUAGCUAAGCAGUUGUUCUGUAGAGCGUUACCUCCUACCAUGGGACGUUUAUUAUGGAGCGUUAUUAUGUUUUAA